Coffea arabica (coffee) is the source of this 1205-nucleotide messenger RNA. Lineage: Eukaryota; Viridiplantae; Streptophyta; Magnoliopsida; Gentianales; Rubiaceae. The record is from RefSeq and is a predicted model, not a curated record.
GAGUAUUAGACAAAGAGAUUCUGGAAUUUUCUCAAAUUCUACAGAUCAUCUACUCUCAGAUUCAAAGGAUAAAUUGUUGCCAGAGUAUUCAUUCUCUUCAAAAGACAUUGCCUCAGUGUUGUUUGGCUAGUUCUGAAUUGUGGCGUAGUCGAACUGCACUUAUUUGUUGGGAUAUAGUAGAGCUACACCUACCAGAUAGGUGUAUGCGACAAUUUGGAUUUGUUCAGCAUAUUCCGGCACCAUGUGACACGGAUUGGAGUUUGCAUCAAGUGGAUCGUCGAGGUAGACGAAAUACAGAUUGGACCCUUAAACACUACCGCCACAUCCAAAUGUGGAUGGAUCGAGCUUCAAGUAUACAAGAAGGUGAACUCGAGGAGGUUCCUGGUGAGGCUAGCUUAGAGUAUAUGACUUGGUAUAAGCAGCGUACAAGAUUGCUUAUUGGCAACCCAUCAUUGAGACCACUAUUACCAGCUGGUUAUCAGGGUAUUGCACCAGCUAAUGAGAUGAUGGUAGAUACAUUGCAUCGUGUCUAUUAUAGAUCACUUGAAGCAUUACCACAUGAUGAGGCCAUCUCUGUUCCUGCUCUCACUGAUAUUCGGGAUAUGUGCCAAUCAACUAUGCGUGCCAUUGGAUGUGAGAUGAGAUUGAAACUCCUACCAUUGAAUCCAAUAAUGCCGCUCUCAAUGGAUGAAGAGUUGCAACAUGUAGUUCCACGGGCACGUGUUCGAAGAGCCACACAAGAAGGUUCACAAAGAAUCCAUAGAGGGGGACGAAGGCGAAAACACGUCCAAACUGAUCAAAACAGUGUACAAAAUCAGAUUUUAAGUCAGGAUGAGUUUGUAGGAGAUCAUAUGUUGAAUCAAGAGACUAGAGACGUGGGAAAUGAGGAAACAGCUAAUGAGUUCAAUCAGACAUGUGAUCGGACUUCUGAAAUCAAUCUCGAGCAAGGUCAAGGGGAUGAACAUACAGAAGCUGAUACAACACAUGCACAAGCUGGUGAACAUGAUCUGAUGCAUGUGCAAAGUGAUAAGCAUGAUCAGACACAUCUGGAGUUUGAUUUGCAACAUCAAACACAAGAACAUGUUGAUCGAAAUAAGCGUGACACUUGUAAAGGUCGUGGUAAAAAUCAGCAUCUACCCUUGCGGCCACCAUCUAAAAGAGUCAGAAGGCAAAAGUUGUGUUACUCUGGAGGCAUUCUCAAAUGA